Molecule: messenger RNA, 243 nt
Organism: Gregarina niphandrodes
Lineage: Eukaryota; Apicomplexa; Conoidasida; Eugregarinorida; Gregarinidae
Product: RNA-directed DNA polymerase
Exons: 1
Source: RefSeq, a predicted model, not a curated record
UGGGGACCGAGACCGGUGUUUGUACGUAAGAAAACUGGUGAACGGAGAAUCUGUAUCGACUACCGAGCGUUGAACAAGGGGAUGGCGUUGAAGGCCUACCCGAUACCCUUGCUCUGGGAGCAACUGCAGGUAGCGGCCGGUCACAAGUAUUAUGUGUGUCUAGACUGUAAUCAUGGCUUUUGGAAUGUACCCCUGGGGGCAGAAAGCCGACAGUUUACUGCGUUUGUGUCGCAUACACUGUGA